Messenger RNA from Colletotrichum acutatum, 588 nucleotides. RefSeq lists its product as uncharacterized. The record is from RefSeq and is a predicted model, not a curated record. The coding region runs from base 37 to 249 and encodes 70 amino acids. Lineage: Eukaryota; Fungi; Ascomycota; Sordariomycetes; Glomerellales; Glomerellaceae. The transcript has a single exon.
UGGUCCUGGUCCUGGUCCUUGUCCUGGUUGUGUGUGAUGGUGGUUGUGGGUUUUGGACGACUAAUCCCGGUCAGAAGGAUUGAGAUGUUGGUGAUGGUGGUGGUGGUUGGGUGGGCGAGUAGGCGAGCGAGAAGCCAAGUAUGUGAGAGGAAGACAAGUUGGGGGUGGGCGCACGCAAGCCUAUGUAAGUGCCCAUCCACGUACGGAUACAGCUCUCCUUCUCUCACCCUCUCACAUAGACGCCGGUAGAUGCGGAGGCCGGCAAAGAAGAGGGUAUCCUCGAUUGGGAUUGGGUUUGAACUUGAUUUGUGUCACUUCCUGUCCAACAACGGACAAUAAGAGGACGAAAAGGAGGGGUGGAGGGGCGUGGCCGAAAAGGAAGCUACCUUUAGGUAAGAGAGAGAGAGAGGGAGAAAGAGAAAGGAAGAGACACAAACGUGGGAGUGAGUGACAUGGAAAAGAAGAAGAGAACAAGAGGUAGAACAAGCAGAGCGAGACACGAAACGAACGAAGCGUGUAGGUAACUGUUGCGGGAAGAUGGGAGGAUGGAGGAUGGUGGGAGAGGUGUGUGGAGCAGAGCAGAGCAGA